AUGGCCGAUUCCGACGAAGAGUAUAUUGGGAGUAUCUCCGAGGAUGAAGCCGACACUAAUAUAAGAGGAACGCGAGGCGCGGCCGGUCCGGCUUCGAAACGAAGAAAGCAAAAGGGCGGAGCGGAAUUCGAACUCUCGCGAACAUGGGAAACCUUGGUCGAGGGCGCAGAUGGCACAAUCAGCUCUACAGUCGAGGGGCUGCUAGAGGCCAGUAAGAGAAAGAGGCUUCUCAAGGACACAACUCCGUUACAGCGCGGCAUUAUCCGCCACGUCAUCCUACUCCUAGACUUAUCGCAGUCGAUGAUGGAGAAAGACUUGCGUCCCACCCGAUAUCUUCUAACAUUACGGUAUGCCCAGGAGUUUGUCAGAGAAUUCUUCGAGCAGAACCCCAUCUCGCAGAUUGGCGUACUGGGGUUGAGAGACGGACUUGCCGUACGGAUUAGCGACAUGAGCGGAAAUCCUACGGAACACAUUACCGCGAUUCAAGAUCUGAGAAGUCAGGAUCCAAAGGGUCUUCCUAGUCUACAGAAUGGACUCGAGAUGGCCCGUGGAGCUUUAUUUCAUACCCCCAGCCACGGGACCCGAGAAGUACUAAUAAUCUUUGGCUCACUGCUAUCCUCUGACCCUGGCGACAUCCACCAAACCAUCAGCACACUCAUUGAUGAUAAGAUUCGUGUUGGAAUCGUGGGUCUCGCGGCACAGGUGGCGAUCUGUCGAGAACUGUGCGCAAAGACAAAUGGUGGUGAUGAUACCUCGUACGGUGUGGCCCUCAAUGAGCAGCACUUUCGGGAGUUGGUGAUGGAUGUAACAACUCCACCUGCUACAUAUUCUCAGAAACAAUCCACGAGCUCUCUCCUGAUGAUGGGCUUCCCGUCUCGUACUAUUGAGCCUUUUCCUUCUCUUUGCGCAUGCCACUCUAAUCCCACCUCCGGAGGGUACUUAUGCUCACGAUGCAACAGCAAGGUUUGUGGCCUCCCUGCUGAGUGCCCUUCCUGCGGUCUUACACUGAUCCUGUCUACUCAUCUUGCUCGAUCUUAUCACCAUCUAUUUCCCCUAAUGAAUUGGGUGGAGGUUACAUGGCAGCGCGCAUCCCACAGCUCUGCCUGCUUCGCCUGCGGCACACCUUUCCCUUCAGUCCCUCCGAGGGAACAAUGGCAGGUUACGGAAAAUCUUGCCAAGGGGAUGAGCGUAAGCAGUCGCUACGAAUGUACCGUGUGCAGGAAUCAUUUUUGUAUCGACUGCGAUCUGUUCGCCCAUGAGGUGGUGCAUAACUGUCCUGGCUGUCAGAGCAGAGCGGCGGCUCAUUCUCAUGAUGAUGUAUCUAGCGGUCAGGUUGGGCUAGAGCAAAUGGACACUUCGAGGUAA
Messenger RNA from Aspergillus calidoustus, 1365 nucleotides. The record is from the annotation of a GenBank genome assembly. Lineage: Eukaryota; Fungi; Ascomycota; Eurotiomycetes; Eurotiales; Aspergillaceae.